Messenger RNA from Racocetra fulgida, 1035 nucleotides. NCBI's taxonomy places the organism in Eukaryota, Fungi, Glomeromycota, Glomeromycetes, Diversisporales, Gigasporaceae. The record is from the annotation of a GenBank genome assembly.
AUGUCUGGUAACUUUGUUGAUCACAUAUAUAAAUAUACAUACAAACUCGAAAAAUUGUCACUAAAAAUGGAUCUCGAUUCAAAAUUAACAGAGGCCAAACGACAAUUCGAGUCUGGCGAAAUCAAUGAGGAUGAGUUUAAGGAGCGUAAAAAAUUGAUCCUAGAAAAAUGGUUAGACCAAUCGAAGGAAACCAACCAACUUGAACAUUCUCAUGAAACAGACUUGUAUACGGUUCUCCAAUUGACGCCCAGAGCUACUGAAAAUGAAAUUAAAUCAAGUUACAGGAAACUUGCUCUGAAGUAUCAUCCUGAUAAGAAUGGCGGUGUUGAAACUGAAGAGGCAUACCAAAUCCUCUCAGAAAAAAACAGUCGCGAUCUUUACGAUAACUGCGGAACAGUCAGCAGCGACCUUUGGAAACCCUAUAUCGGUGACCUGGAAAUUGGUCUCUGGAUACACUCAUUUGAUAGCAAUAAUAGUUCACCCGAAUUAGAACAUGUAACCUCGGUUGAGCAAAAAGAACGUCGCCAUGUCAUUCGUGUUUCCAACAUUAUUCGUCACCUACAAGACAAACUUUCUCAAUUCCCGGAGCAAGAUAAUCCUUCAGAGUUUGAACCGUUUAAGCAAAGUCUUUACAGAGAAGCCCAGAAACUUCUUGCGGAACCUAACGGCAAAGAAUUAUUAUCCUUACUAGGCGAAAUUUACAUUUCUGAGGCCAAAACCCAUCAAAGCAGUUCCUCUAGAAAUAUAUUCUCUAAAAACAUGUUCUCUAAUCUUUUUAAUGGUUUCAUAUUUACUUGGGAUUUAAUUAAUGGAGUCAUAACAAACAAGACUAAUAAUGGUUCAGGAGAGGAGGCAAAAAGAAUAAAAGUUGCCUGGAGACUUUCGCGAUCGGAAAUAUCUUCUAUUACGUAUGAAGCCUGUAAGAAAGUUCUCAAUAACACGGAAUAUAGUAUGGAUAAACGCAAUAAUCUCGCAAAUUCAUUAUAUCUCUUGGGCAAAUUGUGGGUAGAAUGUGCAAAUACAGUAGUAGAAUGA